Molecule: messenger RNA, 1313 nt
Organism: Aphidius gifuensis
Lineage: Eukaryota; Metazoa; Arthropoda; Insecta; Hymenoptera; Braconidae
Gene: Eth
Exons: 6
Coding region: 105-611 (168 amino acids)
Source: RefSeq, a predicted model, not a curated record
UUCAGCUAUCGUACAUUGAAGAGAAUUGUUUAAAUUUCUUUAAUAUUUUUUUGAAACAAUAUUAAUUUGUUUUUUAUUUGUGAGAUCAAGUCAGUCUCAGUGAAAUGUCAAAAUUCAAGUGUUUGAAUUUUUUUUCUUAUCAUGUUUCGAUUGCUACUUGCAUGGCUGUUUUAAUUUUAAUAAUUGCUGGAAGUUAUGUGGCCGCUGAUGAAGUGCCAGCAUUUUUUCUUAAAAUUGCAAAAAAUAUGCCACGUGUUGGAAGAAGUGAUGAUAAAUUGAAUGAAUAUUUCUUGAAAACUGCUAAGUAUCCUACGAGAGUUAGUAGACGUGACACAUAUUCUCCAACUAACAAAGAAGCAGGACCCAACGGGAGCAGAGAAAAUUAUAAUGAAAUUCACAAACGGAUGAUUAACUACAAAUCUCCAGAAAGUUCAGAGACAAGUGCUUGGGGAAAUUUUCCACUUGCUAUUGAAGGGCCACCAGAGCUGUGGCGUACUCUUGCAUCUUAUACAAACGAUAGAUAUGGCAGCUUACCAGAUGAUAUUGAUAAUGAAAUCUGGCGAAGAGACAAAAGAAUGAGUAUGAAUUCAAACCAGAUGGCAGAGCCUUGAAUGGAGGAUUAAAAGCAACUUUAUCAAAAUUUAAAUUAAAAAUAAAUAGUAUUAAGGUGUCGGGAAAUAUGUAUUGUUAUUAAAAAUAAAAAUUGAUAAAAUAUAUUGACAGUUUUGUCGAUAUUAGUAAAAUUAUAUAAUAAAUAAUUCGCAAAAUAAAAUAAUAAAAAAAAUUUUGAUUAUUCAGAUUUAUAAAAGUGUUGAAAGAGAUCAGGAUACUUAAUAUUUUAUUUUUAUCUUUGAAAUCUGUUAUUAUUGAAAUGUAUUAUUGUUUUCAAAUAAAAUUUGAUUAUUCGUAUAAUGCGAUGAAAUAAGUUUAAGAAAAGAAGGUUAAAAAAAAUAGAAACAAUUGCUUUUUAAGCGGCUCUUGAGGCUCUUUAUAUUUAUCUAAAGAACUGCGCGUGAGCGAAUUGAUAAUCUAACGUGUUUCUAGGUGUUAAACAUCGUGGUCGGUUUACACAAGGCUUUGCCAGAAUGGGAGAAGGUUGCACCCUCGGGUUGUCACGGCGCAAAAUUAUACAAGCAUCAUGUAGCCAAAGUGUAUGGGUGGAGAGAAUUGAGCUUUUCCUUGGCGCCAAUUCGUUCGCGCGCAAACGAAAUAAAGACAGAGGUAAAAUAUUAUACGAACGUGGAAGUCGUUAUGAUAAUAAUGGGGAACAAUGCCAAAGGGCCUCAUGAACUUAAAGUAUACCCACAAUGUGA